This is a messenger RNA of Tarenaya hassleriana, 1262 nucleotides long. Its product is annotated as glutamate receptor 2.6. NCBI's taxonomy places the organism in Eukaryota, Viridiplantae, Streptophyta, Magnoliopsida, Brassicales, Cleomaceae. Gene Ontology annotation, molecular function: ligand-gated monoatomic ion channel activity; signaling receptor activity. Gene Ontology annotation, cellular component: plasma membrane. The record is from RefSeq and is a predicted model, not a curated record.
AUGGAGAAACCUAGUGGAUGGUUUUUCAAGAGAUUGAUCUCGGCUCCAGACAUGGGUGUCUAUGCAUGGGCCGGUGUGAAGACUUUAUUACUUUUCAAAAUCCCACCACUAUCUUGGACGAUGCGGCCACUGCGCUUGCCAUGGCUGUUGAAAAAGCCAGCGGAGACCGUUUACACCAGGAUACUCGCGGUCAUGUGGUUGAUUCUGAUUCAGAGCUACACAACAACCUUGACAUCGAUGCUAACUGUUCAAGAGCUCCGCCCGACUCGGAGAAACUUGGAAGAUCUGAAGAAGAGUGGAGAGAACAUUGGAUACCAAAGAGGAUCUUCUACAUUUGAGAUGAAACAGAUGGGUUUCGAUGAAUCUAGCUUAAUAGCUUAUGAUUCUCCAGAAGAAAUGCACGAACUUUUCACGAACCAGGGCUUCAAUGGCAGUAUAGGUGCUGCAGUCGACGAAGUUCCUUACGUCAAACUUUACACGGCGAAACAAGUGAUUGGGCCUCGAUUCAAAGCCGACGGAUUUGGCUCGUAACCAUUUCCAGUGGGUUCACCAUUAGUUCCCGAUAUUUCCAGACAGAUAUUGAAUGUGACAGAAGGAGACACCAAAUGGUUCACUGGAAAAGGGGGAGAUUGCCCAGAUUCAGACCCAAACUCAUCCAAUUCUCUGACCAAACUCGAUUUUGAGACCUUCUGAGCUCUCUUCGCUAUUGUCUUUGCUGUCUCAUUGUUCCUACUUGUCACUAUGUCAACCUGCCGAAGGCACCAAGACGAGCAACGCCAAGUGGCUCAGGACCGCCAAGAUCCUGAACAAGGCAACCGAAGAAAUGACCAAGAACCUGUCCCGUCCGGAGAUAAUGACCAAAACAGCCCGAGAAAUAUCCAUGGUCAUGAUGGCCAGGAGGAUCCUGUCCAUGGCCAAGAAAACUGACCACAAGUGGUAGACCGUGAAGCUGUUGUUGGCCAAGGCCAAGGUGUUUCAGAAGGGCAUCAACCAGUUUCUGUUGCUGAAAUCGAAAUGAUGGGUACAAAAGCUGUUGGUAAAAACUCGAGCUCGAGGAGCCGAAGAUCAAUGCGACGUCAUAGAAGCCUCGACAGUCCUAACAUGCCCGAGCUACCCAGCCGAUACCUGGUUUUUGAGAUACUAAGUCUAUUAAUAAGAUAUUGGUUUAUCGAAUUUUUCUGAUCGUUAAGAAGUUACAAAUUUGGUAAUCUUUCUCCUUCUAAACACUAAGCGUCUAUUUUGUAACCUUGCUGAAUUUCUAU